Molecule: messenger RNA, 3564 nt
Organism: Talaromyces stipitatus ATCC 10500
Lineage: Eukaryota; Fungi; Ascomycota; Eurotiomycetes; Eurotiales; Trichocomaceae
Product: dipeptidyl peptidase, putative
Exons: 9
Coding region: 1-3564 (1187 amino acids)
Cellular component (GO): cytoplasm
Molecular function (GO): dipeptidyl-peptidase activity
Source: RefSeq, a predicted model, not a curated record
AUGGAUGCUCAGACUAGACAGCACUAUUUGGCUGACUCGCCGCCUAGUGUUGUAAGACUUGAGAUCAAGCAGCAUUUCGAGGCUUUGAAGGAUGAGAGCUUAAAGCGUUAUGCCCAUUUUAUGAGCAGAGCUGCGUUUCAAGGUACUCGAAUUACCUUGCGUCAAGUAUCCCCCGAAUCAGAGCCUAUCUACGACCUAAUCAUCUCGCUCUACAAAGCAGCUGCCGGCAACUGGCACUCGCUCGCAGAAAAGACCGGCGUAGAAUCCCAAGACUUACAAUAUUUCCUCGAAUACGCGGCGCAAUUCCUCGGCAAUUGUGGCAACUACAAGGGAUUCGGAGACUCCAAAUUCAUCCCCAGACUUAGUGUUGAUGCUCUCAAGAACCUUGCAUCUAUCACACCGGAAACACAAGCGGCCUUUGAGAAGGCGAAUGGCACUGGUGGUGGAAUCUACGAGACAAGCAAUGUCGGUCUGAUGCAUUUGGGUUAUCCUGACAAAGGCCACAUGACUACCUAUUACCCUGAUUCUCCCCACAUCACCAAGGAUGAGAUCACGGCCGUAGGAGACUUUUUGGAGAAAAAAGGUCUUCCGAUCGAAAAUACAAGACUGCGCAAAACUGCAGAGGGAAAUUUCGAGCUUCUGAUUGCCUCGGGUCUCUCUUCUCCUCCAGCUCGGGAUCGGGAUUUGGGAGAGGAAGAUUCUUGGGUGUUGGAGGGAGGGGCGGUUGCUGGUAAAAAGCUCAGCCUUGUGUUCGGUGACUAUCAGAAUGAAAUGGCCAAGAUUGCCCAUAGUAUCAAGCAAGCCGAAUUGAAUGCUGCCAAUGAAACACAGAAGAAGAUGUUGGAGCAAUAUGCCAAAUCGUUUGGCACCGGAUCCAUUGAAGCGUACAAGGAAAGUCAACGCCUUUGGGUCAAGGAUCAGAAGCCCGCAGUUGAGACGGACUUGGGCUUUGUGGAGACCUACCGAGAUCCCCAUGGUGUCCGAGGAGAGUGGGAAGGGUUUGUCAGUAUGGUCAAUCUGGUACGCACAAGGACAUUCAGUGACCUUGUAAACGGUGCAUCACAAUAUAUCGUUCGCCUGCCAUGGGACAAAGAAUUUGAGAAAGACAAAUUCCUAAGCCCGGAUUUUACAUCCCUAGAAGUCUUGACUUUUGCUGGUUCCGGUAUUCCAGCUGGAAUUAAUAUUCCUAAUUACGAUGAUAUUCGCCAGAAUCUCGGCUUCAAGAAUGUGUCACUGGGCAAUGUUCUAAGCGCAAAGGCACCAAACGAACCAGUUCCGUUCAUUGCCGAGAAAGAUUUGGAAAAAUAUCAGAAAUAUCGAGACGAGGCAUUUGAGGUUCAGGUAGGCCUCCACGAGCUGCUUGGACAUGGUACCGGUAAACUCCUUCAGGAGACAGCUCCAGGGGUAUACAAUUUCGAUGUCAAAAACCCUCCCAUUAGCCCUAUUACGAAGAAACCCAUCUCAACCUGGUACAAGCCCGGUCAGACCUGGAGCUCAGUUUUUGGCGCUAUUGCUUCGUCAUACGAAGAGUGCCGUGCGGAAUGUGUAGCCAUGGCUUUGAGCUGCGAUUUCGAUAUUCUCAAGAUCUUCGGCCACGGAGACGGCGAGACAGAUAUUAACAAUGAAGCAGGUGACGUGCUCUACGUAGCAUACUUGCAGAUGGCACGAGCUGGAGUUGUCGCCCUAGAGUUCUGGGAUCCCAAGAGUCGUAAAUGGGGGCAGGCUCAUAUGCAAGCUCGCUACAGUAUUCUACGUACUUUUCUUGAUGCAGGAGAUGAUUUCGUCAAGCUGGUACAUACCAAGGAAGAUCUGUCUGACCUUGAAAUUCACCUGGACCGUUCCAAGAUCCUUAGUCAUGGCCGACCGGCGGUUGAGAAAUAUUUGCAGAAACUCCACGUCUACAAGUCUACAGCCGAUGUGAUUGCCGGUACACAGCUUUACAAUGAUAUCACCUCUGUCGACGACUGGUGGGGAUCCAAGGUACGAAACAUUGUGCUGCAGAAGAAGGUACCCAGGAAGGUGUUUGUACAGGCAAACACCCAACUUGAAGGCGACAAGGUGGUGUUGAAGGAAUAUGAACCGACUCUCGAAGGCAUGAUUCAGAGCUAUGCUGAACCUCUCUGCGAGCCUAGCCUUACUCACUUACCCCUUAUCAGAAGUUCACCACGCAAAUUCAGACCCGAGCUCUUUGACUCAGAAAAUAAAACAGCUUUGACAAACUCAUACAAGACCGGUGGCACGCCCCAAACGGCGCUGCCUUGUUUAGAAUCUACUGCCACCGUGGAGGACUUUUCGUACACAUCCCCCCCAGCUCUCCCGCCUCUCUCGGAGGCCUCCUCGUCAUCAUCCCAGGCCUCUACUCGACCCCCGCCCUUCUCGUCGCUGUACAUUGAACCAGAUUCAGAAGUCAAUUGGACCAAAGGAGCUGUAACUGAGGCCGCAGGUGCCUCGUCCUUACCCGCGUUCGCCCCUCCGCCAUCACCGUCGCUAUUUCUACCGCAGGUACCUCCAUCAGAAGACGUAGACGAAUCUUCUUCUGUUGUCGCGGAUACUAAAGCUGCACUUGAGAGUGUAGAGAAGAAGGGCGAGUCGUCUGGGAAGACUACAGACGAUAGAGAACCUCCGCCUCCUUAUACGGAAGGUUACAGUCCUCUUCAGUCGUUCUCGUACGUCAUGGCAGCUGCAGGUGGUGCUGCGAGCAUCAUUACUCAGGUCCAACAGACGGGCGGUCCUCCAAUAAACACUCUAGGAGACGUAAACGGAGAUGAGCACAUAACGCUAGAUCUCAGGGGCACUCGUUUUACACUUUCUCGAGAUGAGUUGCUGACACUCCCGGAGUUCGUGUUGCUCUCUUUGUUCCCUAAUGGCCUACUUCCCGAUGGCCAGAUGGGUGGCUUCCAUGAUGGUGAUAUCUAUCCUGUAGAUUACGAUCCAAAUUCGCUCCAGUACAUGUUAGACUUCUUUCGCACUGUCGCGCAAUCAAUCCCGUCUGCAUCCCCUUCCCCUUCUGGCUCCCCCGAUAUGGAUGCAAGCGAUUCAAUGUACAGCUCAACACGAGACAUGCUACAAGACCGGGCAGGCAUAAUUGUGCUCCGAGAAGAUCUUGACUUCUAUGUUAUCCCACCACGACCCAACAUAGGGCAAGCUGAAAUGAUGACUGUCAAACGUGCUGCGGCCCAAGUCCUCCUGAGACAGGAUGGGAUCUUCUCUGGUCUCCGGAAAAGCGAUGAAGUAGGCAGCACUGAACAGCAUCUAAUUGAGAUGUUGACUGCAGGCAGUGGCUUUAACCAUGAAGAUUCUUGGGGCCACCGAGCUCCAGAGCCUAACAAAGCAGUGAUUUGCAGUUUGGCAUUGGCAAAAUUGCGAACGGAUAUAAGGGGUGAUAUCAAUAGCAAUGCUUCGGUGGGCAUGGCCCAGAAGCUUUUACUUUUUUGGAGGAAGCCUGCUAGACGUUGUUGGUGGGAAGGUAUCGAGUUGGAGGACGUUGAUGGCGUGGAGGGGAAACUAAAAGUCUGGAUUCGCCGAGUGUGGACUCUUGAGAUGAGUGUUAUCGGUCUGAGAUGA